Messenger RNA from Andrographis paniculata, 2473 nucleotides. Its product is annotated as protein EDS1L. The transcript is spliced from 3 exons. The coding region runs from base 233 to 2023 and encodes 596 amino acids. Gene Ontology annotation, biological process: defense response; lipid metabolic process. The record is from RefSeq and is a predicted model, not a curated record. Lineage: Eukaryota; Viridiplantae; Streptophyta; Magnoliopsida; Lamiales; Acanthaceae.
AUUUUAGGGGGACGAGUAAAUAAUUUUUGGGGAUUAAUUUAGGAAGAGGUUUCCAAGAACCUUCCCAAUACUAAAAAUUUUUCCACAGUCGAUGGCUUGGCAAGUCCCCAAUUCAAUCACCACUUUAAUCAUUGAAUCAAAAAAACUCAAAUUCAAAUUCAAGUCUCUUACACCUCCAAAUUCCACACUUUCUUGAAUCAUCGUCAUCAUCAUCUUCUUCUUCGUCUUCAUCAUGAACAGUUGCAGGCUUGGGGAUAACCUCGGAAUCAACGAAGACCUCAUCCACAGAGCCUGCAAACUAUCCCUCAAGGCCCACCUAGCCGGAAAACCGUACCUCCGACGCGCCACCGCCGCCGACGCCAUCUUCGCCUUUCCGGGCUCCUGGGCCGCCGACGAUUGGCGCGCGCAGCCGCCGCCGUUCGGAGAAAUUAAGGUUGACUUAUCGAAAUUCGGAUCCAUCAAGAGCCUCGGGAACAACGAGGUCGGAUUGGUCAACGAAGCUUUUAGCAAGAGAUUCGAUCAAAUUUUGGCCAAAACAUCUCUUGCUAAUGAGAUCGAAAAAGCCAUGUCGGACCGAAAACGAAUCGUCUUCACCGGACACUCAUUGGGAGGAUCAACGGCGAUCCUCACAACGAUUUGGUUCUUCGAAAAAUUCAUUCGACACGGCUUAUACCAUAUUCGUCCAGACUGCAUAACAUUCGGGGCGCCGCUCGUCGGCAACUACAUAUUCUCGCACGCCCUCCGGCGCGAGAAUUGGUCCCGAAACUUCACCCACUUCAUUACAAAGUACGACAUCGUCCCUCGCAUCGCCCUCGCACCGUUCCCCGCAAUUGAGCCAUGGCUGCAGCAUGUGCUCGAUUCGAUCAACCCCCGAUCGCCCCACCCGCCCGAUCCGACGGCAGCGUCGAACUUCUUCGUAUCGGUUUUGCGCAACGCCCUCGCCGUGGCGAGCCACACCGCGUGUUACCUCAAGGGGUCCACGAGUUUGCUGCUGGAGAACGUCGCCGGGAUUGUCGAGAUCAGCCCGUACCGCCCGUUUGGGACCGUCGUAAUCUGCGCCGGGAACGGGAAGCUGGUCGUCAUCGAUAAUCCCGACGCGGCGCUGCAGCUACUGUUCUAUUGCCUGCAGCUCAGCCCUGAGGAGAUGAAUGAAGAGUUUGUUAAGGGAAUGUACGGAGAGCAUUUAGUGUACGAAAGGGAAUUGCAAGAGAGCCUUAGUAUGCAGGAUGUUACCUUUUUAUCAAACCUCGCCGACGUCCCGUUGUCUCCCGAUGAUCCGAGCGGCGGCGACGCCACAGCCCUGAAUUAUCUCGGAUUGACGACAAGGGCGAGGCUGUGUCUCCGAGCCGCAGGCGAGUUCGAGAAGCAGAAGCUGGAAAACCAGAAAAGAAUAGAUUCAAACAAGGAGACAAUAAGAGAAGCAAUAAAGAAAAUUCAAGAAUACAAAACCAGUUGCGAAAUCCGCAAGGUCGGCUACUAUGACGCCUUCAAGCUAACGAAAAGUCCAACCGACUUCAACGCCAACGUCAAGAGGCUGGAGCUGGCUGGGAUAUGGGACGAGAUCAUGGAGAUGAUCAAACGGCAUGAGCUUCCCGAUGGAUUCGAGGGCAGGAAAGAGUGGAUAGAGUUAGGGACUCUGUUCCGGAGGCUUCUGGAGCCGUUGGACAUCGCAAACUAUUACAGGCACGUAAAGAACGAGGAUACCGGUCCGUACAUGGUUAAGGGUAGGCCUAAGAGGUACAAAUUCACGCAGAGGUGGCUCGAGCAUGCGCAGAGGAUGGCGGAUGGUUUUAGCUCCGAGGCUACAUUCUGGGCCGAGGUCGAAGAGCUAAGACUUAAGGACUACAAACAUGUUAGGGACAAGGUUUUAAGGUUCGAGCAACAAGUUUCGACAUGGGUUGGUUUCGGAUGGCUCGGACAAGAUGUUUUCUUGGAUGAAACUACUUUUACUAGGUGGUGGAAAACGCUCCCUUUCGAACACAAGUCGGGUUCUUGUCUAGCCAGGUUUAUGAACACUACCUAAGUUUUCGAACAUUGUCGAUUCUGACUACAAGCCUCUAUGUAUUUAGCACUGAAUCAUAAUGAUCGAGGCACAAGUCGGGUUCUUGCCUAGCUAGGUAAGAACACUACUUAGGUUUCGAACAUUCUCGAUUCUGACCACAAGCCUAUGUAUUUAACACUAAAUCAUAAAGAUCGAGCACAAACCGGGUUCUUGCCUAGCCAAGUAAGAACACUACUCAGAUUUCGAACAUCGUCAAUUCUGACCCAAAGCCUCUAUGUAUUUAGAACUAAAUCAUAAAGAUCGAACACGAGUCUGGUUCUUGUCUAGCUAGGUAAGAACACUUCGUUCUCGAUAUUGUCGAUUUUGACCCCAAACCUAUGUAUUUAGUACUAAAUUAUAAAGAUCGAGCACAAGUUGGGCUCUUGGCUAGCCAGGAAAGAACACUACUUAGGUUUCGAACAUUGUCGAUUU